Linum trigynum is the source of this 4061-nucleotide messenger RNA. NCBI's taxonomy places the organism in Eukaryota, Viridiplantae, Streptophyta, Magnoliopsida, Malpighiales, Linaceae. The record is from the annotation of a GenBank genome assembly.
AAGUUGUACAUUAAAGUACCAAUACUUUAUAGCAUAAUAGAAGUGCUCUUUUUAAUGAUAAAAUAACUAUUGUCAAAAAAAAAAUGAUAAAAUAACUAACAAGGCUGGUCAGAGAGGUAGGCCGGCCCCAGCCCGGUUAAGUCCAAUAGAUCCAAUUAGAAAGAUUUAAAAAUGGGCCUAAUUUCGCAGCCCAACUAUUCUUCCCGACCAAUUAUUUUCUUUUCUUUCCAUCGGCCACAGAAAAGAAAACCCUAGCUCGCUUUCCCACAUCGUCGGUCCGAAAAAUAUGUCUUACCCUUCCGGCUCCGACUCCGGCUCCGGCUCCGGCUCAGAGGUUGAUAUGCGCCCUCCUUCACCUCUUCCUCGCGAGAACAAGAACUACUACAACCUCACCUGCGAACGCUGCCGUGAACUGGAGCGUAUCGAGCCGGUCAUCGAGGACGGCGACGAGGAGAGGUAUUUAUUUGAAUGUGAACGAGUCGGCGACGGAGAGUUCGGCGACGACGAAGGCAUAAAGCAACGGGUCAUCAUGUAUCGGAAGUCGUUGGCGAAAUCCGGCGGGUUUGAUGCUGACUGCCCUCCAUAUUAUCUAACCCGCAACGAAUUUAUCUUCGCCAGGGAGCAUUUUGAUGAUUGGGAUAUUUUCGAUAUGAAGGUUCACGAGGCUGUUGAACAUGUGAUCGAUACAUAUAACAGAGAGAAGGGCAAGAGUUUGAAGUACGGGAAAACCUUGAACGUAACUGCAUCUCAGUAUAUGUUGUUUACCCUCUAUAUUACUUUUGAGUGCUCCAAUCCGCCGGAAGAUUCUUCUUAUGAGAAGUACCAAGCUGUGGUUUCCUGUGAUAUGAUUGAAAAUAGUGUUGAUGAUAAGAAGAAGAUUCUGAUCUUCAGGAAGGAAUCAACCGGGAUGGAUUUGCUAGAUCCUGACAUGCCAACUGCUCGUUACAUAGAAAUUUUGAAAGCGAGAGCUAGAGUUGGAGAUGGAGGUGGGAAAAGAAAGUAUGAACGUGAUGACGGAGUGGAGGGUUGAGUGAUGAUGAGAAUGUGGUCACACACGCUGCUUGUUUUGUUGUUUAUUUGAAGAAUUCCAUGUGUUCAGAUCUGAUGUUGAACUCUGAACUAGAGACAUCGCCUAUAUAUGUAUGUCAUGGCAUUGAUCAUAAUUUUGCCCAAAAAGUGCUAUCUUUAAUCUUUGCUCUGUAGUAGUUUGUUUAAACGGUUGUGGAGACAUGGCAGCUGUGUAUGUGUUUAAUCUGGACAAUUGUUUGUGAGUGAUGAUGUUGUGUGAUAAAAAUGGUUCUAUAUCCGUACUCUCUCUUCUUCGGAAGAUCCUUCUUAUGAGAAGUACCGAGCUGUGGUUUCCUGUGAUAUGAUUGACAAUAGUGUUGAUGAUAAGAAGAAGAUUCUCAUCUCCAGGAAGGAAUCAACCGGGAUGGGUAAGUUGAUGUAUCAACUUAUUUGGUCAUAGAAAAUGUUCACCAUUUUAUGUACGUGUCUGUGGUGAAAGUACUCUUUCGCUUAUUUUGUUUUGAUGUGUAAGCUAUCUUAGAUGAUAUUUUGCAUUGAUAGGCAUUAAAAAACAAUGUUUUCCAAUCAAAGGUUAAAUCUGCCUCCCCCCUACGUGCAGAUUUGCUAGAUCCUCGCAAGCCAACGGCUCGUUGCAUAGAAAUUUGGAAAGCAAAAGCUAGAGUUGGAGAUCGAGAGGGGAAAAGAAAGUUCGAAGGUGACGAAGGAGCGGAGAGUUGAGUGAUGAUGAGAAUGUGGUCACGCUUCAAGCCUUUGGUCAUUUGUAUCUCUCUCUCAAGUAAUAUAAUUAUUUUUGUAGGUACAAAUAUUAUUUAUUUUUCCUUACUUUUUUAGACAACAUCUUAUACAAACUUGCAAGUAACAUUGACAAAGGAAAUGUUCACAUUAUUUAAAGAAUUCGAUAUGUGAUUGGCUGGGAAAGGUGCAGAUUUCAUGAACCGUAUACAAUAGUUUUGAUGUGUUAUAUGACAUCCCCACUUGUUUUUUUUAUUUUGAGAAUGAUUAUCAUUUUAAACUCGUGAUUCGGAAAUAAAUUAUAUAUAUGAGUACCAGCCCACCCGAAUAAUUACCCUCCCUAAUAUAAACUAGUUAACUACCUGCGCUCCGCACUGAGAAGCGUAAAAGUUAAGACCUUGUUUAGAAUCUCCGAUUUUAAACGUUGUAUUUUACCACAUAUGCAUUUUGUAGAAUGUAAUUAUUGUUUGGUUGAUGUAAGUACAUAAUGCAAGUAUUACAUAGAGAAUUAUGUAUACUUGGUGAGAAUUAGUAGCCAUAGUUAACUUUAUGUGUAACUAUAAUUUUCCAAACAAUAAGUUUUCAAAACCCAAGCAUUCUUUAUUGUUUUCCAAACAAUGAAUUUUUAAAUCCCUCACAUUCGGGGUCGGUUAGCAUGUCUACCUCCAAUGUGUUGGCAUGCUAACAAUAGUUUUGCCGUAUAGGCCAGGUCCACGCACUCAGCUUAGUAGCUGACCCAUUUUUCUCUCUAGAUGUGACAGGUGUGAUAAAUUGAGGAUUACUCUGGCACUGCACAAUGAUCGAUGGAGGAUUUUGAUUUAAAAGAUUUUUCACCUAUUGAUUUAUUCUAGAACCCUUAUUUUAUGAUUCAAGUUUUGAGCGUGCAUAAUAGUUUACAUUGGUCAAAUAUGAUCAUUAACAUGAGUUGAGUAUGAAUGGAGUAGAUGAGAUUGAUAGUCUGGAUUCUGUGAAUCCGGGUUUUGAGGAAGAUUGAUUAAUGAAUUGAGAAAGAGAUUUUUAGUAAAUUGUUAUGAUGAGUUGAGUUUUAAACAUAUAUCAUAAUUUCGUGAUAUGAGUUGAGUUGAGAUUUUCAAAACGUAAACCCCGAGUGAUUUUCGCCGUGCGGUUGAACCAUCGGUUCGACCCAUGAUUUUAGGGUGGGGUGUUACACUAUAGUUCUUACUCGUGCACGUCUUGUCAUUAUGACACAAUUAAGAGGUUUAUGUGUUUAUUUGACUAAACCAAUCAUUGAAUCACAUGACUAUCAACAUUACAAGACAUUUGAAGUGCAAAUCCACCUUAUUGUACAAUUUGGACUCGGCACUAAGAGUUCUUACUCAUGCACGUCUUGUCAUAAUAGUGUCAGACUCAUAAUGACAAAACGUGCACGAGUAUAAACUCUUAGUAAUGAGUCCAAAUUGUAUAAUAAGAUGGAUUUGGGAUCCAAAUGUCUUGUAAUGUUCAAGGAUAUGUGAUUCAUUGGUUGGUUUAGGCAUAUAAACACAUAAACUGCUUAAUAGUGUCAUAAUGACAAGACGUGCACGAGUAAGAACUCAUAGUACCGAGUCCAAAUAGUACAAUAAGGUGGAUUUGUGCCCCAAAUAUCUUAUAAUGUUGAUAGACAUGUGAUUCAAUGAUUGGUUAGGUCAUAUAAACACUAACCCGCUUAAUUGUGUCAUAAUGACAAGAGUGCAUGAGUACAUACUCUUAGUAAUGAGUCCAAAUUGUAUAGUAAGGUGGAUUUGGGCUCCAAAUGUCUUGUAAUGUUCAAUGAUAUGUGAUUCAUUGGUUGGUUUUGGCAUAUAAACACAUAAACCGCUUAAUAGUGUCAUAAUGACAAGACGUGCACGAGUACGAACUCUUAGUACCGAGUCCAAAUUGUACAAUAAGGUGGAUUUGCACUCCAAAUGUCUUGUAAAGUUGAUAGACAUGUGAUUCCAUGAUUAGUUUAGUCAUAUAAACACAUAAACCGCUUACUUGUGUCAUAAUGACAAGACGUGCACGAGUAAGAACUCUUAGUACAAUCACUACAAAGUCCAAAUUGUACAAUAAGGUGGAUUUUCACUCCAAAUGUCUUGUAAUAUUGCUAGACAUGCGCUUCAAUGAUUGGUUUACUCAUAUAAAUACAUAAACCGCUUUAUAGUGUCAUAAUGACAAGACGUGCACGAGCAAGAACUCUUAGUACCGUGUUUAAAUUGUACAGUAAGGUGGAUUUGCACUCCAAAUGUCUUGUAAAGUUGAUAGACAUGUGAUUCAAUGAUUGGUUUAGUCAUAUAAACAAAUAAAUCGCUUAAUUGUGU